GACCUGCAGCUCCCAUCCAUCCAGCAACACGCAGCUGUCGGGAUGCCUAGUGAAGCUCCCGCAUGCCAUACGACAACCGGAAAGCAACCUCACAACCUCGUCACCAGCUUCACCUCUCCCCACCACUAUUGACAACACAAAAUAACUGAGACGCCUAGCACUUUAAAGUCGUCUACCCUAAUCUGACCCCGGCUCACCACCACCACCCGACAUCCUCCCCCCGUUCAGGCCCCGGCGUCUGCCGUCGUCAAAAUGACUUCGAUAGGAACAGGCUACGACCUGUCCAACUCCAUCUUUUCCCCGGACGGCCGCAACUUCCAAGUCGAAUAUGCCGUCAAGGCAGUGGAGAACGGCGGCACGUCCAUAGGAAUCCGCUGCAAGGACGGCGUCGUUCUUGCCGUCGAGAAAGUCAUCGCCUCCAAGCUCUGGAGGCCCGGUGCAAACAAGCGUAUCGCCACCAUUGACCGUCACCUCGGUGCUGUCUACUCCGGCAUGAUCCCCGACGGAAGACACUUCGUCGACCGCGCCCGCGACGAGGCCCGCGCCUGGCGCGACACCUGGAAGAGCCCCAUCCCCACCGCCGACCUCGCCUCCCGCAUGGGCGGCUACCUGCAAGCCUACACCCUCUACUCCUCCGUGCGCCCCUUCGGCAUCACCGCCAUCGUCGCCGGCUUCGACCCCUCCCAACCCUCCCCCGUCGACGGCGAGGUCGGCCGCGGCCCCUCCGUCGGCCCCGGCGGCGUCAAGGAGGGCCUCACCCACGGCGGGCCCGGCCUCUACAUGAUCGAACCGUCCGGCCUCUACUGGGGCUACUACGGCGCCGCCACCGGCAAGGGCCGCCAGGCCGCCAAGGCCGAGCUCGAGAAGCUCGACCUCGCCGGCGAGGGCAUCUCCCUCGAGCAGGGCGUCAAGGAGGCCGCGCGCAUCAUCUACGUCGCCCACGACGACAACAAGGACAAGGAGUUUGAGCUCGAGAUGAGCUGGAUCAGCGAUGUCGAUGGUCCUACCAAGGGCCGCCAUGAGGAGGUCCCUAGGGCCGUCCGGGAGGAGGCGGAGCGGUUAGCCAAGAAGGCCCUGGAUGACGAUGACGAAGAGGAGGGGAAGAAGGAUGAUGAGAAGAUGGAGGAGUAGUGGCUUCCCUAGCGAAUGUUCCCAUUCAGGAGACAAAUCCACCAGGCCAGAGUCGUUUCGUUACCGUCGUGACCUUAAAACUCGCAUCACAUUGGCAAUCAUAUGCAGGAACUGUAAGCUCAUUUAUUGAACAACUAGAAGCAGGCAAUGACUCUUUCAACUGUAUCCAACCAAGCCAAUUCAAUCCGAUACUGCACGCCCAACAUG
Molecule: messenger RNA, 1338 nt
Organism: Sodiomyces alkalinus F11
Lineage: Eukaryota; Fungi; Ascomycota; Sordariomycetes; Glomerellales; Plectosphaerellaceae
Product: N-terminal nucleophile aminohydrolase
Exons: 3
Coding region: 253-1131 (292 amino acids)
Biological process (GO): ubiquitin-dependent protein catabolic process
Cellular component (GO): nucleus; proteasome core complex, alpha-subunit complex; proteasome core complex
Source: RefSeq, a predicted model, not a curated record